AUGAACGACUCUGCAGUAUUUGACUGCUGUGAAGACGAAUCCCGUCCAUUUCAGCUGGACCUUUGCAGUCUCGAUCAGCAUGACGCCUGUCUCUCCACAAAGAUGGAUAACAACUCUUGUCUUCCAAUACCCUAUGGCUCGCUAUUUACAACUGGCAAACUAAAGAACUUUGACACAGUCGUGGUUGCACCUCCUUAUCAGCAUGAUGCCUCACUUAGCUCACCGUCUCCGGUUCACACAUGCCUUGAUAUGAAGUUACCUUGCAGGUCACACUUGAGUCCCGAUAGGCAAAUAAUAGCAGAAAGUACCAAAACCAAUCCUCGUGAUGUGUUCCCGCGAUCCAGACGUCUUGCAAAGUGUCCUAUUUACAAUGCCUCCGAACCUGUCGUUGACAAAAUGGGGCCAGAUCGUUCCUCGGAUCAAGAUCCUCAGCUCCGGAAGAUCUCAUGUGCGUUACUUUCUGUAGAUGAAGACAGCUGCCUGGCUGAACUGAGUGAUUCCGCUUUUUCCAGAGUCUCCAUAGCUGCUGCAAAAUCUGCAAAGCUCGUGCCUCCAGUGGCGCAACCCAGUCAGUUUCAAAGGGAUUUCGCUCGGACCGCAGCAGCCUCCAUAUCAUGGCAUCAGGGCAGAAGCAUACAGAUUGGAGCCAAAGAAGCGGAUGUAUGA
Messenger RNA from Protopolystoma xenopodis, 666 nucleotides. The record is from the annotation of a GenBank genome assembly. Lineage: Eukaryota; Metazoa; Platyhelminthes; Monogenea; Polystomatidea; Polystomatidae.